AAGAAAGAGGGCACUAGAGUACAGACAAAAUACCGUGUCUGCAUCUUAUUGUGUCAGUGCAGUAGAUUUUGUUCAGAGUAACGAUUUGAUCCAGGAACAUUUCUGUGUCUCCCAUCCAGGUCACAUGUGUCCAGAAUAAUAUCCUUAGCUAUAAACUCAAUCUAUUUCAUUUAGGGGUGCUGUGUCAGGAUUUAGAAACACUGGACUGUGUCUAGGAAAAAAUACCGUGUGGACUGACACUUUCUAGACAACUCAUUGAACUUUGCGUGGAUCUGCAUGGCGUCCUUCUGUAAGAUGUUUGAUCUGUUGCUGGUUGUGAUGAUGAUGGUGACAUUGGAUGUCCUGUACAGAAGUGUCAGUAGGGGUACUAUGCUCUCAGGUGCUUCUUCCCCACGAUCAGUGGCCAGGAUGGAUGGAGAUGUCAUUAUAGGAGCCCUAUUCUCUGUUCACCACCAGCCACCAGCUGAGAAAGUACCAGAGAGGAAGUGUGGGGAGAUCAGGGAACAAUAUGGCAUCCAGAGAGUGGAAGCCAUGUUUCACACUUUGGAUCAAAUCAACAUGGAUCAGACCUUGCUGCCUAACAUUACCCUGGGGUCAGAGAUACGAGACUCCUGCUGGCACUCCUCUGUCGCUCUGGAGCAGAGUAUUGAAUUCAUACGAGAUUCUCUUAUUUCAAUGAGAGAUGACAAAGAUGGGAUCAGUAAGUGCUUAGAUGCCACUCCAACACCUCAAGGCAGAAUAAAAAAGCCCAUUGCUGGUGUUAUUGGACCAGGGUCAAGCUCAGUGGCUAUCCAAGUCCAAAACCUACUGCAACUUUUUGACAUCCCACAGAUUGCCUACUCUGCAACAAGUAUAGACCUUAGUGACAAAACUCUAUAUAAAUACUUCCUGAGAGUAGUUCCUUCUGACAUCCUUCAGGCCAGGGCUAUGCUGGACAUUGUGAAAAGAUAUAACUGGACUUAUGUGUCAGCUGUCCAUACAGAAGGAAACUAUGGAGAAAGUGGAAUGGAGGCCUUUAAAGAACUUGCAGCACUAGAAGGACUGUGCAUUGCACACACAGACAAAAUCUACAGCAAUGCUGGGGAGAAAAGCUUUGAUCGGCUCCUCAGGAAACUUCGUGAGAGAUUACCAAAAGCAAGAGUGGUGGUUUGUUUUUGCGAGGGAAUGACAGUGAGAGGGCUCCUGAUGGCCAUGAGAAGAUUAGGUGUGGUCGGGGAAUUUCUGCUUAUUGGAAGUGAUGGCUGGGCGGACAGAGAUGAAGUUAUAGAUGGCUAUGAAGCUGAAGCCAAUGGAGGAAUCACUAUAAAGCUUCAGUCUCCAGAUGUGAGGUCCUUUGACGACUAUUUUCUAAGUCUACGUUUGGAUACUAAUUCCCGCAACCCAUGGUUUAGCGAAUUUUGGCAAUACCGAUUCCAGUGUCGUAUUCCAGGACAUCCACAAGAGAAUCAUAACUUUAAAAAGAUAUGUAAAGGCAAUGAAAGUUUAGAAGAAAACUAUGUACAGGAUAGUAAAAUGGGCUUUGUCAUUAAUGCCAUUUAUGCAAUGGCUCAUGGUCUACAUGAUAUGCAUUCAGUCAUGUGCCCAGGACAUGUUGGCCUGUGUGACGCAAUGAAACCUAUUGAUGGCAGCAAGCUGCUUGAAUUCCUUAUAAAGAGCUCAUUUGUGGGCGUUUCUGGGGAAGAUAUUUGGUUUGAUGAAAAAGGAGAUGCCCCAGGAAGAUAUGACAUCAUGAAUCUUCAAUUCAUUGAGCCAAGUAGCUAUGACUAUGUACUUAUAGGAACAUGGCAUGAAGGAAACCUGAAUAUUGAAGACUUCAGGAUUCAAAUGAAUAAGAGUGGAAUGGUUCGAUCUGUAUGCAGUGAUCCUUGCUCAAAAGGUCAAAUAAAGGUGAUCAGGAAAGGUGAAGUGAGCUGCUGCUGGAUAUGUACCCCAUGCAAGGAGAAUGAAUUUGUGCAGGAUGAGUUCACGUGCAAGGCUUGUGAUCUGGGCAGGUGGCCCAACCCUGGACUAACAGGUUGUGAGCCGAUAGUUAUUAAAUAUCUACAAUGGAGGGACAUUGAAUCCAUCAUUGCUGUGGCGUUUUCUUGCGUGGGCAUCCUCAUCACCAUGUUUGUCACUUUGAUUUUCAUACUCUACAGAGACACCCCUGUGGUUAAAUCUUCAAGCCGAGAACUCUGUUUCAUUAUAUUGGCUGGGAUUUUCCUUGGUUAUAUAUGCCCUUUCACACUGAUCGCCAGGCCCACCACAACCUCCUGUUAUCUGCAGCGCCUCUUGGUUGGUCUCUCCUCGGCAAUGUGCUACUCAGCUCUGGUGACCAAAACCAAUCGCAUUGCUCGAAUACUAGCAGGGAGCAAGAAGAAGAUCUGCACUCGUAAACCCCGUUUUAUGAGUGCCUGUGCCCAAUUGAUCAUCGCCUCAAUGUUGAUAAGCAUGCAACUUACAUUGGUGGUUACCUUAACUAUCAUGGAGCCCCCUAUGCCAAUCCUCUCUUAUCCAAGCAUUAAAGAAGUCUAUUUGAUCUGUAAUACUAGUAAUUUAGGUGUAGUGGCCCCUCUUGGCUACAAUGGACUUCUUAUUAUGAGCUGCACCUACUAUGCAUUCAAGACUCGCAAUGUUCCAGCUAAUUUCAAUGAAGCAAAAUACAUUGCAUUUACGAUGUACACUACUUGUAUUAUCUGGUUAGCAUUUGUCCCAAUUUAUUUUGGGAGCAACUACAAGAUUAUUACCACAUCAUUUGCCGUCAGCCUUAGUGUCACAGUUGCUUUGAGCUGUAUGUUCACUCCCAAGAUGUAUAUUAUCAUUGCCAAACCCGAGAGGAACGUUCGAAGUGCUUUCACCACCUCCGAUGUUGUACGUAUGCAUGUUGGGGAUGGAAAAACACCGUGCAGAUCAAAUACAUUCCUCAGCAUCUUCAGAAGAAAGAAACCUAACACUGGAAAUACAAAUUCUAAUGGAAAGUCUGUGUCAUGGUCUGAACCAGGUGGAAGACAAGUACAGAAGGGACAACACAUGUGGCACAGACUAUCAGUGCACGUGAAGAAGGAAACAGGACCAUCAAACCAGACAGCUGUAAUCAAGCCUAUAACCAAAGGCUACCAAGUUCAAAGCAAGAGCCUCACGUUUUCAGAUAUUAGCACUAACACCUUGUACAAUGUGGAAGAGGAAGAAGAGAAUGAGCCAGUGAGGUUCACCCUACCCAGCAGCCCAUCCAUGGUGAUACAUAGGCGCUUAAAUGCAACUCCUCCGCCAUCUCAAGAAUUUGAGGAGGGUCCAGUCUACUUGUCAGAGCAAGUUUCCAAAAGCCUACCUUUGCAAAAGUCUAUUUUGGACCAGCUUCAUGGAGUGAUCAACAAGUUCUCCCCUGGUAUUCCAGACUUUAACUCCGUUAUUCCAAUACCAGGCCCGGAGAAUGGACUUGAUUCCAUCUAUCCCACUCAGCAAGUACUUCCACUUCAGAUGGCGGCUUUCAGUGAAGGUAUAGACUCCUCCACAGAGGAGGUAGAGAGUGAAAAAUUGAACCUCAUUCGGAAUUACAUAUAUGAUAGUACAGAUACUCCUGAUGAAGAACUUGUUCCAAGCAAACUAGUACUGGAGGACUCACCUGCUUUGACUCCUCCAUCCCCUUUCCGGGAUUCAGUAGCUUCAGGCAGUUCUGUGCCUAGUUCACCUGUGUCUGAGUCAGUACUCUGUACGCCCCCAAGUGUGACAUAUGCUUCAGUUAUGUUAAGGGACUACAAGCAAACCUCAUCCACCUUGUAGAAUGCGUCCUUGCAUUUAUGAAGCAUCACAGGGCUUGCCAAGUGGCAAUGAGAAAGACAAUUUAUAGCAUAUGUUAUAACAGAAGGAAAGCAAAUAAUAAGUGUGCUGCACUAAAACUGAUCUUUAUGAGGGCUCCAAGUCUUAUCAUCCAUAUUUAUUUGUUCACUGUAUUACUAGUUAGAUAGAUGCAGUAUAUUUAACUAAGCACAACCUUGUAACCUACAUCUAAAGAAAUAUAUAUUACCCUGUUGUUAUA
Pseudophryne corroboree (corroboree frog) is the source of this 4015-nucleotide messenger RNA. RefSeq names its product glutamate metabotropic receptor 1 (gene GRM1). Lineage: Eukaryota; Metazoa; Chordata; Amphibia; Anura; Myobatrachidae. The coding region runs from base 277 to 3759 and encodes 1160 amino acids. The transcript is spliced from 9 exons. Gene Ontology annotation, biological process: G protein-coupled glutamate receptor signaling pathway; regulation of synaptic transmission, glutamatergic. Gene Ontology annotation, molecular function: adenylate cyclase inhibiting G protein-coupled glutamate receptor activity; G protein-coupled receptor activity involved in regulation of postsynaptic membrane potential. Gene Ontology annotation, cellular component: postsynaptic density membrane; plasma membrane. The record is from RefSeq and is a predicted model, not a curated record.